This is a messenger RNA of Anas platyrhynchos (mallard), 4354 nucleotides long. RefSeq names its product mitogen-activated protein kinase kinase kinase 3. Lineage: Eukaryota; Metazoa; Chordata; Aves; Anseriformes; Anatidae. The record is from RefSeq and is a predicted model, not a curated record. Gene Ontology annotation, molecular function: protein binding; protein kinase activity; ATP binding. Gene Ontology annotation, biological process: protein phosphorylation.
GAGCCUGAGCCGAGCCGAGCCGAACCCGAGCCCGAGCCGAAGCCGAGCCCGAGCCGAACCCGAAGCCGAGCCCGAGCCGAAGCCGAACCCAGCUGAGCCCGAGCCGAGCCGAGCCGUGCUAAACCCAACCCAGCCGUGCCAAACCCGACCCAACCGUGCUAAACCCAACCUAAUCCAACCCAGCCGUGCUAAACCCAACCCAAUCCAGCCCAGCCGAGCCGUGCCGUGCCAAAUCCAAGCCAGCCCAGCCGUGCCGAGCCGUGCCAAAGCAGCGCUCGCAGCCUCCGCGCAUGGCUCCCCGCGGGUAGCCGCUCUCCGGACGGGGUGGAUGCUUGAGAGUGGAGGAUAAGGUGCAAGCGUCUGGGACCGGUGGAAUGGAGGCCUGAUGUAGAUGGAAAGAUGGAUGAAGAAGAAGCUCUGAAUUCUAUUAUGAAGGAUUUGGCAGCGUUGGGCAAAUGUGGGGGGCUGCUGGACAACAACAGGAAUAAAAACAGCGUCCACUCCAGCAAACAGCAGCGAAAUGUCAGGAUCAAGUUUGAAUAUGAAGGAGAGAAAAGGAUCAUCCAGUUUCCAAGACCAGUCAAAUUCAAAGAAGUGGUGCAGAAAGUCACGGAUGCUUUCGGACAGACGAUGGACUUGGUCUGUGUGAACAAUGAGCUCCUGAUCCCGCUGAAAUCCCAGGAAGACUUGGACAAAGCGCUGGAGCAGUUGGAGCUGAGCCCUUCCCUGAAGAGCCUGCGGAUCCUCGUCAGCGCUCCAAAGAAAGCCAAUCUCCUCCAGCCGAACAACAGCAAGCAGCACGAGAUGAGGAUCUCCAGAUCCAUGGGGGACAUCAUGGGAUCCCUGUACAAGGACUCUGAGAGGACGCGGAAAUACUCAACAGGUUCUCUGCACACUGGCCGGAGCUCCCCACCCCCGGGCAGCGUUCCCGAAGAGCAGCAGCAGAUCGCUCGCCAGGGAUCCUACACCAGCAUCAACAGCGAGGGCGAGUUCAUCCCCGAAACCAUGGAUCAGAACAUGCUCGAAGCUUUCAUCAGCCCCGAUGGGUCGCUGUCUGGGAGCUGCCAGUCCCUGGACAGGUCCGUGGACAGCCCUCCCUUUACCCAAACCCCUGUUCCUGGAAGGAAGAGCCAUCCCAAAGACGGUCUUGACUGCAUGGAAUUUGACAUCCCGUUCUGCGAAAGGUUUGGGAAAGGGGGCACCUUCCCCAGGCAGUACCACCUCUCCCAGAGUCGCAAGGACUACAGCGACGGCAGGAGGACUUUCCCCAGAAGUUAUUUCCCCCAAGAAAACCUCUUCCAGCUGGUCCCCUCCAGCCGAACCAAGAGCUUUAACGGGGACAGCAAGCUCAGCACCCUGCAGUACGAUGAGUACAGGCCCAAAUGGUGGAACAAUUGUGAAAAAGGGCUGCAGGUCUUCAGUACCUCCCCUACAAAAGCUAGGAACUCCCUGCAGGCACCUGUGAACUGGAGGCUGGGGAAGCUGCUUGGAAGAGGAGCUUUUGGGGAAGUUUACCUCUGCUAUGAUGCUGACACGGGCCGAGAGCUGUCGGUGAAGCAGGUGCCAUUUGACCCUGACAGUCAAGAGACAAGUAAGGAGGUGAACGCUUUGGAGUGUGAGAUCCAGCUGCUGAAGACUCUCCGCCACGACAGGAUAGUGCAGUACUAUGGGUGUUUGCGGGAUCCCGAGGAGAGGAAGCUGUCAAUCUUUGUUGAAUACAUGCCAGGGGGUUCGAUAAAGGACCAGCUCAAAGCGUACGGUGCUCUGACGGAGAACGUCACUCGGAAGUACACCAGGCAGAUCUUGCAGGGAGUCUUCUACUUGCACAGCAAUAUGAUUGUCCACAGGGACAUUAAAGGUGCCAAUAUUUUGCGAGAUUCUGCUGGAAAUGUGAAACUUGGAGAUUUUGGGGCCAGCAAACGUAUCCAGACCAUCUGCAUGUCUGGGACCGGGAUUAAAUCCGUCACGGGAACGCCGUACUGGAUGAGCCCGGAGGUCAUCAGCGGAGAAGGCUACGGAAGGAAAGCUGAUGUGUGGAGCGUGGCCUGCACCGUGGUGGAGAUGCUGACGGAGAAGCCGCCCUGGGCCGAGUUCGAAGCCAUGGCGGCGAUUUUUAAGAUUGCCACACAGCCCACCAACCCCCAGCUCCCCGACGGCGUCUCCAGCUCCUGCCGCAACUUCCUCAAGCAGAUCUUCGUGGAGGAGAAGCGGAGGCCGACGGCCGAGGACCUGCUGAGGCAUCCCUUCGUCAACUGCGGCCUCUGAGCCCCGGGCGGCGGCUUGGGGAAACGCUGAUGGGACAGGGGGCGGCCGCCAGACCCGCGGCCCCUUUUUAUUUUGGCACCCUGCCCUUCACACCUCCAGCCCCGGGCUCGUCCUUGCUUGGUGGCUCCCCGCUUGGGUCCUUUCUCGCUCGGUGGCUGCCGCCUUGUGGGAUUUUUGGAAGGCACGCUAGGGACCUGGAGGCCACCGCUGGGGAAUUGGGGCCGAGGGCUUCCCCGGAGCACCCUCCUCAUCCUCGGGACCAGCGGAGGAAUGGGAUGCUGAGCACCCAGCGCCGCUCCCCGCAGAGGAACAGAGCUUCAGCCCAGCUGGAGAUGAUCCUCAGGGCGUGGAGCAGGAGGGACCCGGUGUCCACCAGGGGACAGGAACCUUUCGGAGGUGGUGACACCGGGUGGCCUCGCCAGGGAGGUGGCGUUGGCUCCUGUCCUGUGCCUUAAGCGGUUACAAUCGCGGUGCCUGGCAGGGAGCCGGGCGCGUUUCUGCAGUUUCUUGCCUUCGUGUGCGUGCGUGUACGUGUGCGUGUGGAGCUGCGGGGGCACGGCCGGGCCUCCGCAUCCUCUGAUUUUGCCUCAAAUCGGGCAGGGAGCACCCGCGGGGCUGCGCCAGCAUGAAGCCGCAGCCUGGGGCCGCAGAGCUGCGCGGAUGGCGUGCAGCCGGGCUCCCUUCUGCAGUAUUUCGGGAGGUGGAGGUUAAAUUGGGAAAGCUUAAAGCAGAGCUGGGCUACGGCCCCCAACCAACACUACUACCCCGUGGGGAGCAAGCAGAGAGGCCAUGGGAGGCGAUGAAUUUACCAGAUCUGGCUCAUUUUGCCCAAAUUAAUUGCAUUGCCCCAUCUCCUGCUUCCUCACUGCGUUAGCUGUUUCCACCCGGCUCAGCAGAGGUUAAACGAGCAGUUCCCAGGGUGGUGUCAGCUUCAGGCCAGCAUGUCAAACCCAGGUUUAUUUUAUUUUAAUGUUGUUUUUUCAUUGAAAAUGAGAUGUGUAGCUCAGAGCAAAGGGAAAUGGAGAACGGGGCUGGUCGUGUGACUUUGCACAUCCUUAAGUCCUGGGCGGGAGAGAUCGAGUCGUCCUGCGUUGGCACUGGGAGCAUUUCCUCGUCUGCAGCUCCAGAGAGAGAGGCAAAAACCACAAUUAUUUCAGUUAAAGAAAAGGCUGGGGCUGUUUGGGCAAAUUAAAUAGCCAGAAGGGUUCCCUGUAAGUGUGUCCAGGAGCUGCAGAGGUUGGUGGUGCCUACCCGAGCUUUGUGCCUGGCCACCAGGGCGCUGGAUGCCGGCUCUCUGGGCUGUCCCCUCCUUCCUCUAGGGGAAAGAAAGAAUUUUAUUCUGUGAAUAGGACCAAAUCCAUCACUCUGGUUAGCUCCAGAGGAUGGAUUUAAAAAAAAAAACACACAAGAAAAAACGUGUUGGCAAAUAAGGGGUUGUCAGAUGAACAAAGAGUGUUUCAGGAAAGCUAAAAAUGUUUUUAAUGCUCUUUUCUCCCCUUUCACCCAACCUGUUCAGCUUUGAUUUUUCGCCCCUUAGGGGUGGAUGGGAGCUGAAUAUUUUCUCCAAAGCCUCGAGAACAAAAGCGCGGGCUCGGCCGCGCUGCCCCGAGCGCUGGGGGAGGCUGAGGGGGACCCUCCCAAAAACGCUCCCUGGGGCCUCGUCAGCCCCACAAAGCACCCCAAAAAGCCUCCCUGGGACAGCCGGGCCCCCUGGCUCAUGUGUGAUGGGGUUUGUGUGUGUGUGUGUGUCCGUGGAGGUGUGUGUAGGGCUGUGUGUGCAAGGCUGUGUGUGAGUGCCCGCGUGUGAGUGCGACUCGCUCCUCAGGUGCCUUUGCCUUUGUGUUUUUUUAAAACAAAAAAACCCUCGCAGUGUUCUGAUGUACAAAAUGAAAACUAGAAGAGAAUGUAAUAUUAUGCCAUGUAAAUUUCCUUUUUGUUUUUUUUUUGUUUAUUUUUAUAUAUGUAUAUUUUAUUUUGUCCGGCGCACCCGGGGCAGCGGGGGGGGGGCCCUCCUGGGGCCGUGUCCCCGCUCUCCGUGCGGUGUUGCCGCGUGUAUCCCAGAGAAACGUUUUCCUCCCGUUGGAAAAAG